AUGUCUAACGAAGAGGCAAAUUUCGAAUGCUGGAAAAUAAAUGUUUAUUUUAAAAUAAUGGACUGUGUAAUAAAUGGCAUGAAAAAUAGGUUUUCAGUAGAAAGUCUAAAAAUCGGUGUAGGAGUGGACAAUUUUAUACAAUUAAAAUAUGAAGCUGAAAUGAUGGUCAUAAAAAAUAUGAUGAAUAAAGAAUCCUUUGAAAUUGAUGACAUCAUACCCAUUGUAGACAACAAUAUAUUUCUAAAUUUUUGUAAACUUUUGCAAACUGCACUGACUAUACCAAUAUCAUCUGCCUCAUGUGAACGCUCAUUUUCUGUUAUGAGACGAAUAAAGAAUUGGAUUAGAAAUACCAUGACAAAUGAUAGGUUCACAAACUUGUCAAUACUUCAUAUUGAAAGAGAUUUAUCACAUGUAAUAGAAUCAGAAAAUGUACUCAAUAUUUUUGCAGAAAAAGACAGACGUAUAAGUUAA
Molecule: messenger RNA, 471 nt
Organism: Adelges cooleyi (spruce gall adelgid)
Lineage: Eukaryota; Metazoa; Arthropoda; Insecta; Hemiptera; Adelgidae
Exons: 2
Coding region: 1-471 (156 amino acids)
Molecular function (GO): protein dimerization activity
Source: RefSeq, a predicted model, not a curated record